AUGACCAUCAGGUGCUACUAUGCCCUGAUCGGUGCAGCCCACACCGCGACAAUCGAGAAGAUAAAGGCAGCGAUCAGGCUGGCCAUUAAGGAGGUGAGGAGAGGCGCGAUCCGGUAUCACGAUCUCAGCGCGGCUGAGAACGUGCUGACCAGCCAGCGGUGUCGCGAAGAAUACGACCGACGGCAUGCUCGCGGAUGCCAAGUGUGCAUCAGGCAGCCCGCCGGAUUGGAAGCCGAGUCCCCACUCGCGAGAAUAGGCAGCCAUCCCAGCCGCUCCAAGCAGCCAGUAGACGUCACCCGACGGGUCGGCGUCUACAAGACGUGUCCGCUUCGAUCUCUCCUCGCUAAGCGGCAGAGGAAAGCUGGCACCUUUUCUCGGCCGCUCUGGGAAGCGGCUGAUACGAAGAGGUGCGCGGCGGCGAAGGAGAGACUGGUGUUGGUGGCGGAGGGAGGGGCCACGGUCGAUACGAUCUGCGGACGUAUGGGGUGGACCGUCGGCGCGAAGAGCAGAGAUGAGUGA
Molecule: messenger RNA, 519 nt
Organism: Tricharina praecox
Lineage: Eukaryota; Fungi; Ascomycota; Pezizomycetes; Pezizales; Pyronemataceae
Exons: 3
Coding region: 1-519 (172 amino acids)
Source: RefSeq, a predicted model, not a curated record